AUGCACGUGGCUGAGUCUCUUCUGCUUCGUCCCCAUCGAAAGGACUUAUUGGAAGACAUAGUGACCGGAGAUGAAAGCUGGGUGCUUUACGUAAACCAUACGCGUAAGCGCCACUGGACUGCGCGAGAAGAGAAGCCACAUACGGAGCCUAAAGCAGACCUCCAUGAGAAGAAGGUUUUAUUGUGCUGCUGGUGGGACUGUAGUGGAAUGAUCUACUGGGAGCUGCUUGACAGUGGCACUACAGUGACGGCCACAGUCUACGCUAACCAGCUGCAAAAAGUGGCCGACGUAAUGCGAGAACUACGCCCGAAAAGACUCAAUGUCUUCCUACUUCACGAUAACGCGCGCCCGCAUGUGGCCACCGAAGCGCGUCAAAAAAUUAUGGAACUAGGAUGGGAAGUACUGCCGCAUCCGGCCUACUCACCAGACCUAGCGCCCUCUGAUUACCACCUAUUCAGAGCACUAAAGAACCAUCUAAGCGGCAAAAAAUUUGAUGAACGUCGUCAAGUCGAAAAUGAAAUCGACCACUUUUUCUCGUCGCAGCCACCAGAAUUCUGGAAGAGAGGGAUUGAGAAGCUACCCGAAAGAUGGGCACAAGUUAUAGAUAAUAAUGGUGAUUAUAUUGUAGAUUGA
Molecule: messenger RNA, 633 nt
Organism: Haemonchus placei
Lineage: Eukaryota; Metazoa; Nematoda; Chromadorea; Rhabditida; Trichostrongylidae
Source: the annotation of a GenBank genome assembly